Messenger RNA from Carassius gibelio (silver crucian carp), 4277 nucleotides. Its product is annotated as 5-hydroxytryptamine receptor 3A-like. Gene Ontology annotation, biological process: signal transduction; regulation of membrane potential; monoatomic ion transmembrane transport. Gene Ontology annotation, cellular component: synapse; postsynaptic membrane; neuron projection. Gene Ontology annotation, molecular function: transmembrane signaling receptor activity; extracellular ligand-gated monoatomic ion channel activity; neurotransmitter receptor activity. NCBI's taxonomy places the organism in Eukaryota, Metazoa, Chordata, Actinopteri, Cypriniformes, Cyprinidae. The record is from RefSeq and is a predicted model, not a curated record. The transcript has 14 exons.
AUCUUUCUCAUGGGACCUGCUAGGUGGUAAUAGUACACCGCAUUACUCUAAUGUUUCAGAUAUGGAACGAUGAGUUUCUUGUUUGGGAUCCUGAAGAGUUUGAUGGAAUCACUGAAAUAUCGCUGUCCUCGGAUGCCAUCUGGGUGCCUGAUGUCAUCAUAAGUGAAUUCGUCGAUGUUGGCAAAUCCCCAGUCAUCCCAUAUGUUUAUGUCAACUGCUCAGGAACAGUAAAAAACUACAAACCCAUCCAGGUGGUCUCAGCCUGUCACCUGGAGAUUUAUGCCUUUCCCUUUGACAAGCAGAACUGCACUCUGACCUUUCGCAGCUGGCUCCACUCAGUGAAUGAAGUGGAUUUAGUUCUGUGGAGGCCUGCUGAGGAAAUCGCCAAUGAUACGAGAGGGUUCAUGAAUGAUGGUGAAUGGGAGCUGCUGUCUGUGCCUUCUCACUACUGGACACUGAACCUAGAGGACAGAGUCUACGCACAGAUUCAGUUUAAUGUGCUGAUCCGCAGGCGCCCCCUGCUGUACGUGGUAAGUCUGCUCAUCCCGAGCAUCUUCUUCAUGGUGGUGGAUGUCACCAGCUUCUAUCUGCCUCCGAACAGUGGCACUCGCAUCACUUUCAAGACCAGCAUUCUCUUGGGUUUCACUGUAAUCAGAGUGAAUCUAAUGGAUGAAAUCCCUGCUACCGCUAUUAAAACCCCCCUCAUUGGGGCCUUCUUCGCUGUCUGCAUGGCACUGCUGGUGCUGAGUUUGGCAAUGUCCAUAUUUGUAGUGAAGCUUUUGCAUUACAGUGAGAAGGAGGUCAAGGAGAUGUCCAUGUCCGCUUGCUUACUAGACAAAUACGGCUCAAUGGAUCAGAGCUUUAUUGAGAGCAAGCUAAGCAACAACACCGGGCGUUUCGCCAAUGCCACUCUGGUUCGUCUAAAUGAGUUUUUAAGUGCCGGAUAUAAGAAAGGAGUUCGACCAGUGCGCGACUGGAGGCAGUCAACAACAGUGGCUAUUGACCUAAUGGUUUAUGCGAUUCUUAAUGUGGAUGAGAAGAACCAGGUCUUGACGACUUAUGUCUGGUACAGACAGCAAUGGAUAGACGAGUUCCUUGCGUGGGAUCCAGAAGAAUUUGAUGACGCUAAACAGAUAUCCAUUCCCACUGCCAACAUCUGGGUUCCAGAUAUUCUUAUCAAUGAAUUUGUGGAUGUGGGAAAGUCUCCUGAUAUUCCUUACGUCUAUGUAAACUAUACUGGGCUUGUUCGCAACUAUAAGCCUAUCCAGGUAGUGACCGCCUGCUCCCUCAACAUCUACAACUUUCCUUAUGAUGUCCAAAACUGUAGCCUGACUUUCCAGAGCUGGCUACACACAACUAAAGACAUCAACAUCACACUAAUGAGAACCCCCGAGGAAGUAAUGAAUGACAAGAGUGUGUUCAUGAACCAGGGAGAAUGGGAGCUGCUUCACGUCCUCUCUACAUACAAAGAGUUCAGCGUAGAUAAUGAUGAUUACUAUGCCGAAAUGAAGUUCCAUGUUGUGAUCCGACGCAGACCUCUGUUCUACACAGUCAACCUCCUGUUGCCCAGUGUAUUCCUGAUGGUGAUGGACAUCGUUGGAUUCUACUUGCCCCCAGACAGCGGCGAGAGAGUAUCCUUCAAGAUCACCCUGCUCUUGGGCUAUUCUGUCUUUCUCAUCAUCGUCUCUGACACUCUGCCAGCGACCGCCAUAGGGACCCCUCUCAUUGGUGUGUACUUUGUGGUAUGCAUGGCGCUGCUGGUCAUCAGCCUGACCGAGUCUGUUUUGAUCGUGAGGCUGGUGCACAAGCAGGAUCUGCAGUCUCGUGUGCCCCAGUGGGUCAAACAUCUGGUGCUGGAGAAGGCCACGGUGCUGCUCUGCAUUCGCAACAGGAAGCAACGGCUGCCAACCACUUCAUCUCUUAGCAAAUGAAAUUGAUCUUUGAUUCUUUAAGCAGUCCACUGCAACCAUCACAUCUCAGAGGGCUCCAGAGACUCUGGGAGAACCCUGGGUUUGGGGCUGUCCACGCGGGACAGCGGGUCUCCUGUCAUGGACGGCAUCCUGCGUGAAAUCACCACCAUCCGCCAGUUCAUGGAGAAGAAGGAUGAGAGCAGGGAGAUCGCUAAAGAGUGGCUUCAGGUGGGGUACGUGCUGGACGUCCUGCUGUUCCGCGUCUACCUGCUCACCGUGUUGGCCUACAGCAUCACUUUAGGCACACUGUGGUCCGUCUGGCAGAACGUCUGACCGCAGAUGUGGGUCACAGAGGGAAGGCGCCAAUUCGGUCUCACUGCUCAGUGUAAAUGCAGUGUUUGACGUAAUUUAAGUGCUGGUAAUCUGAUUGUUAUCUCACAAGAGAAUAACUUGAGUACCAUAGAGGAGAAAUGUGCUUUCAAAUCAAGAGUUAUUACUUGUAGACUGCUGUUCUAGCCGGAUGAAAGCUCUUCAAACUGCCGUCUCUGAAAAGCAUACAGAAUACAUGUAUGACUGUUAUAAUAUCGCAGUCUUCUCAUAUUUAGAACAACAGCGCGACUGCACGUGUGAUAUUCUCUUUUUACAACCAUAAAACAUAUAAAUUAGUUAAAUAUGAAGAAUUCACAUUUUUUGACAUAUUUUGGUUGUCUCUGCCGAUGGAAACGGUUUCAAAAACAUCAAAGAAAGAAGCAGCAAACACAGACAAACAAAGCUUUAAACAUAUAUGAAAUACAUAACUCACUGUGAAACAGCAUAUCAAAACCUUCAGCAGUGUAUUGUGCCGGAGUAUUCCAUUAUUAAUAAAAAAAUGUCAUUAAUCACACUGACAUAAACUACUGUUCAAAAGUCAGUAGGCUGAAAUUUUUGAACAGUAGUGUAUUUACUUCAGCCAUAUUUGUGAAUGUUUGGAAUCAAAUAAUUGAAGUUUUAUGCAGUCACUGAAACAACAAUCUAUCCUUAAGGUUCCAAUUAAUAUCAUUUCACUUCUGUUAUCCUGAUCAAAUCUGUGGUACUGUGAGAAAAAAAACAUUCAAUCCUGUUGUUGAAAUGUAAACCUCUUGUAAACUGUCUGUAUUCCUGUGUCUUGAGAAGAUGUUGGACCAUGUCUAUAUUGUGCUCCCUCUCUUCCAGCCCAAGGGCGGCUGAGUAUUAGUCGUUGCCUGUGACACUAAAUGUACUAAUUGUAAAGAUUUUCACCUCACUGGGAAUGCACUCAGCAGGCCUGGGGUGGUUGGACAAAUGCCAUCGACACCCUACAUAAUUAAAGAAAAAAAAAAUCAGUUAGACAGUAAAUGGGAGCAUUGAUCCCAAUACAAUCAAUGCGGCUACAUCUCUCCAUCCCGCCAGCACACCACAGUCCUGAAUUAGGCAUAAAACUUCAUGUUUUGUGAGGAACAACAGUUACCAAAUGCCACUCUUUAUGUAAAUAAAUAAUCAUUAAAAAUGCAAUAUUAUCAUAAUUACCAUUCAACAACACCAAAACCAUAGACCUUUGAUGUCUGCACUCAACUUUGACCAGCAGAGGGCUUCUAAGGCCAUGUAAUGUAUUUAAGGCACUGCUGAUGUUAGGGACAUCAUAACAUGCUCCUGAGUUUAACUGGAAUCUGUAAUAUUAAAUACAGUCUGCAUUUGGAGCGCACACAAUAGGAUGUCAGUGCCAGAGGAAUUUCAUUAUCAACCAAGAACGGAAUGUUGGCAGGCUGAAGUUGGCCGUGUAAUUCAUGAAAGCCAUACACAGUCAUAACAAAUGGCUUCAAGUGGCAUUUGUAGGCUGUUUCUUGUUUUGCAAAUUCAUCUGCUGGAGGUCGUCCACCGGCUGUGGCUGGGCCUGCUCGCGCCCGCAGGCACGGUUUAGCUGGGAACACAAUUGAAGGGAUUUGAGAAGACCAAGGCCACCUUUCAGUCCUGCACUGUCUAAAUGUCCCUUGUCCAUUAGAUCAUAUCUGGGUCAAAGAGCAACCAAAGAAGGGAACCCCUGCUCGCCUCACAAAAGCCAUUCACGCAGAGAAGGUCAUGUGACCUUAGCCGAAAACGGGCGGUCUUUGGUGCCAGCUGUAUUAGCGUUUCUCUAAUGAAUGAUUCUUAACUUCCCAAGGCCUUGCAAAGCAAAUAUAGGCUACAAUCUGAACCCUGCUGUCUUUCUCAGACGAUCAUUAAAAUAAAUCAGUUUCAUCUUAAGAGAUAGAGCUAAUUAAAAGACUCAUUAGCACAGCACACUGAUGUAGCAUUGUGUGCUUUAUACGAGGCACGAUAUUUCCAGAGGGUGAAACAGCGUUUCAUUAGCCACUGUAAAGGUGCAGUCACAUU